UUUGAAACCGGAAACCUUUAAUGAAUCGGAGUUCCUGGUUGAGAUUGAGAGCAGCUCAAAUGGGUUUGAUUGUGUGUGUAUGUUAAUGAGCUGUACUGUGUAGAUUUGAAAUAGAGUCAGUAAUAACAGAAUAUGAGUGUCCAUCACGAGUCGGAGCCUAAACUGUACCGCUACAGCAGGACGCUGUGCGGCGUCUUCACUCACGCGCUGUGCGCGCUGUUCACCGGCUUCAUCGCUGCGCUGAGCAGACCUGGAUCCAGUCUGUUCUCAUGGCAUCCGUUCCUCAUGACUCUCGCUUUCUCCUUCUUCAUGACCGAAGCCGUGCUGCUGUUCAACCCCUACUCGUCUCCCGUCAAGAAGCUGAAGCACAAAGCUAAAGGCCGCCUGCACUGGGUCCUGCAGGGUCUGUGUGUUUGCUGCGCGACCGCAGGGCUGGCCGCUAUCUUUUACAACAAACACCUCCACGACAAGCCGCACUUCAGCACAUGGCACGGGGCGGUCGGGGUGCUUACGGUCGCUGUCGUCGGGCUGCAGUCGCUCGGAGGACUUCCGCUCCUCUACCCCAAACUAGCCAGAGGCUGGUCGCUGGCCAAACUGAAGCGCUACCACGCCACCUCCGGUUUGCUGGCGUACCUGCUGGGCAGUUUGAGCUUGUUCCUCGGACUGUGCUCGGCAUGGUUCUGCGGCAGCGUGAGCGGGUCCGGCUGGUACCUGGCCGUGCUCUGUCCCGUUCUGAGCGCUCUGGUCAUUAUGAGUCAGGUCACGAACGCUUACAUGGCCCGCAAACCAAUGCAGUACUGAAACUGAACUUUAUCAGCUGGACCAGAAUUGCAAGUUACUGAGCUAAUUUUAUUGUUAAUUGUUUAAAUGUCCUUUUGCAGCUACUAUACCUAAAAACUAAAACAAAUAUAUAUUUUUGUAACCGUUUUAUAUUUUUGAAUGCAUUUCAUCAGUGUUCACUGCAUAUUUUUGGUGCCGAUAUCUUUGAAAAUGACUGAAGGCAACUCACUUUUUUUUUAAAUGGGAGGAUCAAAGAUUGCGUUUAUUAAAUUAUUUGAUAUUAUUUUGAUGUGUAUGCAUUUAUCAGUGCCAGGCUGCCCUUUUCUGUUCAAUUAAACAAUUGCAGAUCAUGAGAGAAAACAUUUAUGCAUUUUUUUGACUGAACGGGUUUAUAUUAUUAUUAAAAUAUGGUAAUAUCUUAAGCAGCAAAUGACAGAAAUCAUAGUUUUGUUUUUCUGUUGAAUUAAACAAUUGUAGAUCAUUAUGAAAACUGUUUUACUCAAACUUACAUGUUAAUAUUAUACAUUAAAACACAACUUGAAAAUAUUUUAGUAAUUUUAUACAAAUUAAAAUAUUAUAUUAAAAUAUUCAAUUGUAAGCAAGACGUAUUUAACCUUUGUUAAAAUGUGUAAAAUCUUUAUUUUCUGUGCUAUAACAUGCAGAUCACGUUUAAAAUGCCUAUUUUAUAUGAAUAAAUUAUU
This is a messenger RNA of Onychostoma macrolepis, 1481 nucleotides long. It is a transcript of the gene cyb561d2, whose product is annotated as transmembrane reductase CYB561D2. The record is from RefSeq and is a predicted model, not a curated record. Gene Ontology annotation, cellular component: endoplasmic reticulum. The coding region runs from base 133 to 801 and encodes 222 amino acids. The transcript has 3 exons. NCBI's taxonomy places the organism in Eukaryota, Metazoa, Chordata, Actinopteri, Cypriniformes, Cyprinidae. Gene Ontology annotation, molecular function: transmembrane monodehydroascorbate reductase activity.